Melospiza georgiana is the source of this 2388-nucleotide messenger RNA. It is a transcript of the gene PPP1R15B, whose product is annotated as protein phosphatase 1 regulatory subunit 15B. The transcript has 3 exons. NCBI's taxonomy places the organism in Eukaryota, Metazoa, Chordata, Aves, Passeriformes, Passerellidae. Gene Ontology annotation, biological process: response to endoplasmic reticulum stress. Gene Ontology annotation, molecular function: protein phosphatase regulator activity. The record is from RefSeq and is a predicted model, not a curated record. Bases 1 to 1857 code for a protein of 618 amino acids. Gene Ontology annotation, cellular component: endoplasmic reticulum; protein phosphatase type 1 complex.
AUGGAGCACAGCGGACGCGAACGCGCCGGCCCCGGCUUGGGAUGGGCCCGACUGGGCCUGGCCGGGGCCUGGCCGAAGCUGGCGGCGCCCAGCGCGGCGCCCGCCGGCGGCUCGUCCCAGGCGAGCCCGCCCUUCUCGUGGCUGCGCGUGGUGUCGCAGCUGCUGUCGCCGCUACCCGCCCUCCUGCAGCGGCUGCUGCCCGGCGCCGCGCUCAGCUCCGCGCUGUGCCCCGCCAAGGCACCGCCGCCGCUGGUGCUGCUGCCCAGGGCGGACACUUCGCUGGACUGGACCGAGGAGAAACUCCCGGAGAAGCGGCCGGAGCCGCCGGCGGGGCUGUGGGGAGCAGGGCUGGUGAGGAACAGCCUGGGAGCCCUUCCCGUGGAUUGGUACGUGCUGGGCUUGGAGCAGGGCAAGAGCCACCUGCCGCAGCCCCUGCGAGCCGAGGGCUUGCCCGAGGUUGAAUUCCUGCGCAGCAAGCGCCUGGCGUUCCUCCAGCGCUGGCACCUGCCCGUGCCCGACCCCGACCACGGCUACCACAGCCUGGAGGAGGAGCAGCAGCAGCAGAACAGGGGUGUGUGCCUGGAAAUUGGGGAGCAGCGCGGUAAUAACGGGGAUUUAGAGCAGGCCGAAGAUGCGGGGAUUCAGCCCGGCGGUGUCCCCGAGGAGCAGGAGGGGCUCCGGGGUGCGGCUGAGGAUGGGGAAGCCUUGGCUGGAGAGGAACGUGAGGACUCGGAAACGGAGCAAGACUUCCCGAUUUCCACCAGACCUGUCUGUGCGAAUAAAUUAAUCGAUUAUAUCAUCGGGGGAGUAUCCAGCGGCGAGGAGAGUGAGGGUGAGGAAGACUGGGAUGAUGGUGAUGAUGAUGAAGAUGAUGAUGACGGGUUUGACAGCGAGGAGCUGCCCUCCGACUCAGACGCCGGCAGCCAGGACGGGGAGAGGCUUCAUCUGUGGAAUUCCUUCUACAGCUUGGAUCCCUACAACCCUCAGAACUUCACCGCCACCAUCCAGACGUCUUCCAGCGAGCCGGGAAAGGGAAUGUCGGACAUGGAGGAGGAGGAGGAAGAGGAGGAGGAAGACUCAUGGGCAGAGUCCUCUGAGGGCUCGCCUAGUUCCGAUGAGGACGAGUGGGACUGUGAGAGCGUGGAUGAGGCGGAGAGCUUGAAACUUUGGAACUCGUUCUGUAGCUCGGACGAUCCCUAUAACCCUUUGAACUUCACGGCGGCUUUUCAGCCAGCGGAGAAAAAAGGGACGCCGGGUUUGCAAGGGGCAGAGAGGGCGAGUUGUGCCCCCUCGGAGCAUUUCAGCAGGGCACAGCUGGAAAAACACAACUGCGGCAGCACCGAGCUGGGGCAGAGCAGCGAGAAAACUGCGAGCUCCAAGCGGAAGAAGGUGACAUUCCACGAGGAGUUGACCGAGUACUACAUCAGCAGCGAGGAGGACCGCAGGGGCCUGACUUGGGACACUCUCAGGGAUGGAACAGCCACAGCUCCUCUGGCAAUUCCACCAUUCCAAUCCCACUCACGAUUCCUUUCCCAACACCCCUCAUCAAAAUUUCCCAACUCUUUCACCACUUUAAACUUUGACUCAAACCACUUUAAACUUGGAUUUACUGAGAAUUCCUGCCUGAAACUCUGCUUUUUUCAGGUGACAUUCCAGGAGGAGGUGACCGAGUACUACAUCAGCAGCGAGGAGGAUCGCAGGGGGCCCUGGGAGGAGCUGGCUCGCGACGGCUGCCGCUUCCAGAAGCGCAUCCAGGAGACUGAGGAGGCCAUCGGCUUCUGCCUGAGCCCUGAGCACAGGCUGAGGGUGUUCCAGAGGCUCCACAAAGCCCAACCCCACAGGACUGACCCCUUCUAGAACCUUCCACCUCCUGCCGUUCGCCCCACCCUUCAAUCCGUGAAAUAUCAACCGCACGCGGCAGCUGCGUGUGCUGAAACGGGGAGAAAAAUGGGAUUUUUUUCCCUUUUUUUUUCCCUGCAUGUGCAGAAAUGGGGAGGAAAAUUGGAUUUUUUUCCCUGCAUGUGCUGAAACGGGGAGAAAAAUGGAGAAAAAUGGGAUUUUUUUUCCCUUUUUUUUUCCCUGCAUGUGCUGAAACGGGGAGAAAAAUGGAGAAAAAUGGGAUUUUUUUCCCCUGCAUGUGCUGAAAUGGGGAGAAAAAUGGGAAUUUUUCCCCUUUUUUUUCCCCCCCUGAUUUGAUAUUCGUUUGAUAUUGUCUGGCAGCUGCAUGUGCAGAAAUGGGGAGAAAAAUGGGAUUUUUUUCCCCCUUUUUUUUUCCCUGCAUGUGCUGAAAUGGGGAGAAAAAUGGAGAAAAAUGGGAUUUUUUUUCCCUUUUUUUUCCCUGCAUGUGCAGAAAUGGGGAGGAAAAUUGGAUUUUUUUCCCUGCAUGUG